AUGCCAAUCCCAAUUCCACCGGACCUUGGAACCUGGACCUUGAAAUCCAUCCAUCUGAUCUUCCAUCACCAACAGCCUCGCGCCUUGUCGAAGCGCACCGCCUCUAUACCGCAGCUUCGGAGCCAUGCAGAAGAGCAUCGUCCCAGCAUUGAGCAUCAACCGACGCCUAUCGCGAUAACCCCCGACAUUCGGAGAGCGGCGGCUUCGGACAAUGCUAUUGGAUCUCUGGCAGGCGUGGGGAAGCUCUGCGAAGGUGUCGUCGAGAUGGAACGUCUGGUGAUCCCGGAUAUCGGGCCUGGCCAGCCGCGGCCGGGCUUCAAUUAUGAGUUUCUCAUCUUCAUCAUUCUGUCUGCGAUCCUCGCCAUAUUCUUCCUGCUCUACUUCAACCGAGUGUUUGGCUCCAUCGUGUCCUAUGGUAUUAGGACUUGGACUUGGCAUCGAUACCGUAUAUAUCUCGACAUCCAGGCGCUUCAGGUCUCUCUUUUAGCCGGACGAAUCUUUUUCAUGGGCUUGCGAUAUCACGGCUCCAACGAAACAUUUUUGGUACAGCAUGGAGACAUCACAUGGCGAUAUUGGUUGCGCCGCGUAAGAGAGGCCGACAUAUUCGUGUCGAAAGGAGAGGACAAUGUGGCAUCAGCAAGAGAAAAGAAUUCCAAAUUACCAUGUCGCAUAAACGUAAACCUUGUCGGUCUCGAGUGGUUUGUCUACAACCGCAGCCCGGCAUAUGACUCGGUUCUCGCCGGUAUCAUCGACCCAAAUUCAUCUGGCGAAAGCUCAAGUACUGGGGCAUUUGAUGAAAAGGGUGAUGCAGGCCUACGAUCACGAAAUACGACCCAUGAGGAUUCGUCCGAACGAGCUCCCAUUUCCCGGGAGAAGAGCAACAAACCGCUGAAUGGAAACGCAAGUCGACCUAGCACCGGCUCGAGUAGCGGUAGUAGCGACGAAAGCGAAGAUGACAAAAACGAAGAGCUGCCUUUUAUCCUCAAACUAUUUCCUAUUCAAAUAGAAUGCGAGAAAGCGGCAGCGGUGUUCGGAAAUGAUAAUACGAAGGCAAUUCUCAUCGUGAAAGCCGAUACUCUCUCUGGAGACGUCGAUGCCACGGAGACAACGACUGUGGACCAGUAUCGACAAGUAUUCAAGUUCGAAUUGGAGCAUCCUGUGGUGGAAAUGUUGGACAACCUGGAUUAUAAGGAAGACCAGGCAACACGUGCUAAACGGGAACGGGAGAGCGUGCCUCAAGAACCACAGCAUGUCCCAAGGAAGUCGUAUUUCCGCCAGCAAAGACGCAAGGCGCUUAGUUCCCUGCGAAACUUGGUGCCGUACUGGCGGAGGUCUGUCGAAUCAUUCUCAAGCGAUGCUCGAGCUGGCGGGGGAGUUGUGCCCGCCCACGUCCCCGGAGUUGUCCAAUGGCAAGGUCUAUCACGGUAUCUCGACGACCAAGACAUAGAUGAUAAAACUCGCUGGGCCCCCGUUGAGUAUGCUGCUGUUUCGACCAUACUUGAUAGCCCUUUAUGCCAGUUGACUGUAUUCUGGGAUGCCGUCAGCAAGGUCACUGAAGAAGCUCAUCGCCAGAGGCAACUGGACCCGUCCUUGAACAUCAACGGAUCUGAGCCACCGGCAUGGGGAGUGCGGUUAUCGGUGAAAGGGGGGACAAUGAAUUACGGGCCGUGGGCCGAUAGGCAGAGGGCUGAUUUACAGCGUGUUUUUGUGCCCUCCUUGUCUAAAGAUGGCAGUGCUACCGGUCCGCUUCCUGUUGGCGCAUGGAGAGUACCUACCCAGUUCGACCUGCUGGUAGAAUUGGAAGAUACAGUCACGUUGCGCAUCCCUAUAAGGGAAGAGUCCAAGAACUGGCGUUGGCGUGGUAAAGAGCAUAUGGCCAAGCCGGAUACGGCUCGCAAUACGCGCAAACAUCGGACCAGGGGCAAGAAAAACUCCAAAAGCGAAGCGACCCAGCCUCGCCCUGCCGGAUGGCUCGAAUUCAAGAUUCCUCAAAACUCCACCGUCAGGUAUUACAUGGACAUGGUUGCGAAUUCGGCUGGGUAUAAAAACAAGUGCAACAUUCACUUGCCGACUUCUGAGCUGUGGAGCAGUGUCAAUCACGAUUUGCUCUGGCGAUCUGGUGCUCUGAAAAUCUCAUGCGAUCUGGCAACUCCUCUCUCGUGGAACACGCUACGUAAUUGGCAUUUCAACCUGACCUUUGAUGGCAUGGAUAUGUAUCUCUUGCGAGAUCACAUCUUUUUGAUUGUUGACUUGGUUGACGACUGGGCGGCAGGGCCUCCUGCUGAAUACCUUGUCUUCACACCUUUUCUAUAUCACCUUCAUCUCAGCUUGCAAAACGUCAAAAUAUUUCUCAACGUCAACGAUGGGAAUAUCAUCGACAAAGCCACUGCAAUGGACGAUAAUUCAUUUCUUAUUCUGUCUAGUCCGGAACUGAAAGCCGAAACUUGUAUACCCCUUGACAAGUUUCGACCAAGCACAAACAGCAUUCCUUUUGACGUCCGAGCGGACACUCUUGACUUGACACUUCAUACCUCUCAGUCUAGUACCCAAGCGACUUUUGUGAAAUCCAAGGAACUAGGACAUAUUGAGGGCUUGGGGGUUAAUGGAAGCUAUCAAUACAACGCCACGACUUCUCCAGCCAACACAGACACUUUGGUCUUGAACGUCCACGCACAAUCACCAUGCGUUUCCCUCUACGGAUUCUUGGUCCGAUACAUCAUGGUACUUAAGGAUAAUUAUUUCGGAGAGCAUGUUCAUUUCAAAACUCAAGAUGAAUACCAGGAGCAACUGCAGGCCAAGAUACAGAAUCCGGAUGCUGAGAUGGUGGCCAUCCGCCCCCCUCCUAAAAAGUCGAAUGAUAUGGAUGUCAUUUUGGCCAUUAGAGUGGACGAUCCUCGCCUACUGGUUCCAACUAAUAUCUAUUCUGCCAAGCGCUAUUUGCAGGGCGAACUGGCCUCAUUGUCUCUGGACUUGCGCUUUACAAACUAUUAUAUGGAUAUGGAACUUGAUAUAAGCCCAUUGAGUCUGUCCUUGGGCAGCUCCGAUAGCGAUUUGGAUUCUCCCAGUAUGUCGUCCUCCAGCACGCAGCUGUUUAUUGAUGGUAUUCGAGUAUAUGGCCACCGCACAUUUGGCCUACCUCCAUCAGAACCAACGUACCUUUGUAACUGGGAUGUUUCUGUUGGCACCGUUGCCGGAGAAUGCACACCCGAUUUUCUGGCGGCUUUAACCAAAGCAGGACCAGCAUUUGGAUUUACAUUUGAUGAUGUGGAGAACGCCCUUGUCCCGUAUUCCUCUCUAAUCUUCUACGACGUAACGUUUGUCCGUGUUGCCGUCCAGUCAAUCCGCCUUUGGAUACACGUGGAAGAGAGCGUUUUCUGCUUCUCCACCGACACUAUCGACGUGAAUAGCAAUGACUGGGCCCGGUCACAUUAUUCUAAGCGGGCAAACGUGCUCAUACCAAAUAUUCAGUUCUCAUGUAUAAAUGCAGAGUCAGCGGCGAGACACAAAGCGCGUCCGCAGCACCCUGUUGAAACCCAAGCAUAUCUGAGGACCGAUGUUCGACUUGCGACUGUUGGAAGGAAAUUCCACUUCACGGAGGAGCGCAAAAUCCAACAAGAUCUAAUCUACCGUGAGGAUCAGCGAACAGACCGAACGCCGUUCUUAAUUCUUCCUGGUACAGGUGGCGAUUAUAUCCCCGAGCAGGUCGACCCUCCUGCGCAGUGCAUGCCACCACCUCCCCCUCCACUCGGUGAAGCUGAGUACGACAAGAUCUCGGCUCCGAGUACAAUGAGCUCCCGCUCGCGGAGGGUGACUCGCCAAAAAUCGUUUGUCUCCUUCGCUAGUACUUCAAGUAGUAGCAGCUUUCGUCUCAACAGUCCUCGCACCAUGCGUAGACCAUCGAAAUUUGGUGACAGUUUGUCGAUACGAUCUGCGGCUAUGAGAGGUUCUCGCUCUGAAUUUGACAAGGGCGAGCAGUCUGUUUCACCCGGUAGACGGUCUUCCUUCUACAGUACCGUUGGCGAUUUUUCAGCACAUGAAAACCCUGAGCAGUCGGCCAUUGCUUUUUCAAGUCAGUAUUUUACGCCAAAUUUCCCCCUAGAGGGUGUCAGACCAGAUUCUCGAGACGCGACUUUCCCACCUAUUGAACGCGAAGAUAUGGACUUUUUUAAUCGGUUGAAAACGAACCUGAACGAUAUUGAUCCCGAUGAUCUCAGUGAAAACCACGCACAGUCAAGCACCAUCAUCGAAUUCCCCUCUGGAAUAAGUGCCUUUGUUACGCCUGAAGCUGUGCGUCAUGCAACUAUUCUGCUGGCCGCCCUGCAGCCAACUGAGCCCGAAGAUGUACUGGAUUCUCUCCAAUCCAGCACCAUAACGGACAUUUUCAAGUCUAAAAAGGAGGCAAAUAUCAGCGGGGAGAUGACUGAUAUUAUGGUCAAGGUGCCUAGAAUCAAUGUUCGGUUUCUCAACUCAUCAACACUAGACUCGCCAGAUCCGUCCGAGGAAGAGCUAGAUCAGUAUGACUUGACGAUAUGUAAAGUCUCUCUUGUGACUCGAACUACAAAAGAGCGGGGUGUCGUCAAUUCCAGGACCUCGCUAGAUCUGCGUCUAGGAUCCGUCGAGAUGUCUGCCUCGGAGCGCCUUUCGUCUGUCCACAAACCACAAGCAGCUGUGGUGCUGCAAAUAGACGGCGUUAGAGUCUCUUUGGGAGCUAAAGAAAUCACAUAUUUUGAUGCCGAUAUUGGUUCAAUCGCUGGAAGAACUGCAUCUGGCAAGAUUGAAUAUCUUGCUUCUUUGAUUCAUCGCACGGGAAUUGUCGCUUCAGAGUUAGAGCGGCUGUUAACAGAAGUCAAUGAGCACCAUUCUACCUGCAUCAAAUACUUUGUUCUACGUCUCUUACAGGUGGGAGAGGCAACAAACGACCCUGCUUUCCUCAUCAGGCCCUCGGCGGUUCUGAGAUCUGCACCUCAGCACUUGAGAACGGUUGAUUCCUGGAAGAUGAUAACACGACUUCGUCAAAUUUGGGAUACUAAGAACGAAAUAGAAAAAUCCCGCCUGAUACAAGAAUGCUGGGGCCAAUCACCAGCUCUCCCACCCGAUGCAGCUCAACGUGUAGUGAACUCUUUUGAGAAGUGGAGAAACUGGGACUUGGGAAAUGUUUCAAGUACUCUCCUAUUAAAGAAAGUCUUUGGCGAUACUCAGCCAAAUGAUGGCAAAGAGGAAGAACUAUACCCUCUCCUUGGUGCCUGCAAGCUUGGCAAAAUCUGUCUGGUGCUUGAUCCAGGACCAAAGGAAAACAAAAUUGGAUUUGUAGACCUCAGUGCAAGAGUCGAGAGAAAACUGGGCGAUCCUACUACUGCCGUUUUAGGGACUAUUCCUGUAACGGUGUUGAAUAUAUGCUGCGGUAAUGCCUCGCUCAACUUGAACUGGGAGCUGUGUGUUCUGGCAGACGAUAUCUUGCGAUUAUACAACAGAAGUCAGAGUCAACGUCCACCACCGCCAUCUCCUGUUCAGAAGAUAGUUCCGGAACCCGCAAAACCGCCAAAGAAAUCAUCUGCCUUUCACAUUGCUCUGGAACUAAUCAAAGGAUCCAUUGAGCUUGAAACAGUCAACUUGAGUGCAAAGACUCUGGGUGAUGGACUGAAGGCAUCUUUACUGACAUUUGAUACGACGGAUGGCGCAACCCUCACUAGUCUGAUGAUCAACUGCGAUGCUGUCACUUCUUCGCUGAAGAGUCAUUCACAUCCGCUCGGAAGGUCCCAAUUCUUAAAGCCGAGUCUCUGUGUCUCCCAUGAACUGCGAUCGGCCGAUGAGGCGGCAGCGCACAAGGUCAAGGCGACGGCCAGUAGCCAGAGCUUGAAUCUUGCCGUGAAGCAGGAUCCCAUCGGUCUUAUGGAAGUUCUCGACCUUCUCUUCAGAGAUGAAAUUGCCCAACUCUACCGCUUAAAGACACAGCUUCCAGACUCCCCAGUGCGACCGCAGUCCCCCGUGGAGAAGGUCAAUCGCCCACCGAGCUUCAGAAUUAAUAUUGCCACCUUCUUGGAUGCUUACGAGAUUAGACUACCUCUGGUCCCGACUCUAACGUAUCAAAUAUCUGGUGUCGUGGCGCGGGCAGCGUGUGCGGCCAACUCGUCCAAAGAAAUCAUCUUUGACUUUGACGUCAAGGAGAACUCCCAUGAGAUGCAAAUUAAUGUCAAGAACGACUCUCGCACUAUAUCUCUGUUGCAGAUACCGCCUACCAAUGGACGCGUCACACUGAGCCAAGGACAAAACGGGGAAAGCAUCUUAAAUGUACUCUGCUCUGUGGAAGUAAUGCGUCUCGAUGCAUCGGCAAUAUAUAACCUUCUCACAGCGCUGAACCGACCCCAGAUUUCUACCGCCAUUGAGGAGGUGCAGCAGCAAGCCAAGUCCAUACAGGAACAUGUAGAAGACAUCUUUGGAACCAGCGAGACGACAGAGACGACAGAGGUCCAAAAGCCAAGCUCGAAUCUCGUGUACGCCGUCCACCUUGCUUUUGCUGGACUGCAAGUUGCCGCCAAGACGUCACUGAAAUCUGAUACCGAGGCGAUUGCCCACGUACUCUUUUCUAUGGAUAAAGCAUAUCUACGGGCAUCCAAUCGCCAUGAAAUCCACGGCCCUAUUCUCAAGUAUCCAGAGGUCCAUUUGAACCUCAGACACAUUGGAUUUGACAUUGAAAGGGGCACUGAGGGCAACAUGAGGUCAUGCGGAAACUUUGGUGCUAGUUUUACAGUAUCAGCCAGCUCUAGCCCUGGAGAUGAUGGCAAGGAUGAGUGGUCGUUCAACUUUAGAAGCGAUGACUUUGACGUAAAUAUGUCACCGGAGACGACCUCUACGGCCGUUGACGUUCUGGGUUACCUCGGAACGAAGAUCAAGGACCUGGAUACGUCGCGAGAAUUGGACUACCUGAGGAAACUCAGACAGUCUAAGCCUCGCAUCUCCAUUAACGAUGAUGAGGUACUGCCGGAGUAUACGGAUAUCCUCGAUUCUAUCUUGGGGUCGGUUGUAUAUCGCUUCGAACUGCGCAACAUCCGGGCUUCCUGGAACGUUGCCGACGAAAGCGGCCACCAGGAAAGUGAUGAAGAGGACCUGGUGCUGUCCAUCAGGCUCAUUGAAUUCGGUACGAGGACCAAGAGGUCCGCGCGACUGGCUAUAGAAGACUUUCAGCUGCAGACCGUACCGCCUGGCCAAGACCGGAAUAUUAGAUCUGUGCACUCUGCGCUUCUUCCGCAAAUCAUUUUCAACAUUGCCUACUUUUCCACCCCAGACGCUCGUCGUCUAGCAUUCCAAGCUGUGGGCGCAUCGUUGGAUUUGAGAUUGACGUCGGCAUUUAUCGUCCCUGCUGCAAACUUGGUUGAAUCAAUAUCGUUAUCAGCAAAGAAUGUGCGGCGGGCGUCAGUGCAGUGGAAUACAGAGGCGGCGCAGAACAAUAACAAUACCGCCACCAGCAAGAAGCCUGCGACUGCACCAAAGACAGAGAAUUCACGGAGCAUCUUUGGUAACAAACGACUUGAGAGCUUGCUCGUCGACGCUGAUUUUGCAGGUGCUGUUGUCUAUGUAUCAAGUGCGAAGGGUUCUGCUCGACCCCUACGAAACGACCGCCCAUCACUGGCAGGGAAAUAUGGCCAAUUCACUACGGAUGACACAGGAAGUGGCGCAGUUCUACGCAGUCCUGGGCUUGCGUGGAAAGCAGAAUAUCGGGACAACGGCAAGGAUGACCCUGCAUUGUCCGGCGAAGUCAAGAUCGAUGCUUCGAGCAAUAUUCUUUACCCCUCGGUUGUUCCGCUCAUCAUGGAUAUCGUGGCGAGCGUGAAGGAAGUCGUGAGGAAAGACAAUGACAACGAACCAGCCCCGAAACCCGAGCCGCCGAAAUUGAAGCCUGAGAAGACUGGUGAUGAGGAUAACAUCCUCACCGCAGAUCCCAGUGCGGUAUUGGGUCGCGUCAAACUGAAUCUGGGCCUACGCAUUUGCAGACAGGAAUUUUCACUAAGCUGUCAGCCAAUAGCCCGUGUUGCUGCCACGACAAGCUUUGAAAGCGUCUACUUUACGCUCAACACGGUCUCUUCGCAAGAGCACGGUAAUUUCUUUGCCAUAUCUGGUGUUCUUUAUAAGCCACAGGCUUCAGUGCAGCAUGUAUACUCAAGAGAAUCGACUGCAAGUUUCGAAGUCGACACAGUCACCCUUUCAUUCAUGAAUAGCAAGCACGUCAGCGGCACAAGUGGUGUUUCGGCCAUCCUGAGUGUGAGCCCCAUGAAGGUCUCCAUCAACGCCAAACAAGUGCAAGACUUUUUACUGUUCCGUGAAAUCUGGUAUCCAAAGGACAUGAGAAGUGCAGACUCCGCAGCACCAGUUCCAAAGCUAGUUACGGAAACAUCGCAGGGACACUUGGUUCAGAGAUAUCAGCAGGUGGCUGCUACAGCAGCUUUCCCCUGGACGGCGACUAUAUCCAUCGCGGCCCUUGAUGUCAGCGUUGAUAUGGGGCAGGCGAUUGGUAAAUCCGUCUUUGAGAUCAACAACUUCUGGGUAUCGUCCAAGAAGACGUCAGACUGGGAGCAAAACCUCUGCCUGGGCUUCGACAAGAUUGGUAUUGACUGUACCGGUCGUCUGAGUGGCUUCAUUGCCUUGCGGCACUUCCGACUGCGGACCUCGAUUCAUUGGCCGAAGCGGGAAGAAGCACUCAAUGAAACACCUCUUGUACAAGCCUCCAUCGCAUUCAAUGAGCUACGUGUCAAGGCUGCAUUUGACUAUCAGGCCUUUUUAAUUGCAGACAUUACCUCGUUGGAGUUUAUGAUGUACAAUGUGAGAGAGAGCAGUGAUGGGCGAGGAGACCGCCUCGUGGCGAUUUUUGAUGGCGAUGCCGUGCAAGUAUUUGGCACAGCGACGUCAGCUGCUCAAGCCGUCGCUCUCUACCAGGCUGUACAGAAGCUUAUGCAGGAGAGGAGAGAGAACUUUGAGUUGUCGCUCAAGGAAAUUGAAAAGUUUAUGAGACGAAAAUCUUCGGCGUCACCCAUUUCGCUCGACACGGAUGUUGUCGUCACACUAAAGGCACUUAACCUGGGCGUGUUCCCCAAUACGUUUUACGAUCACCAGGUGUUCAAGAUGGAGGCGCUCAACGCGUACGCACGAUUUGCCGCCAGCAUUGAGCAACGACGAGUACACAGCAUCCUAAGGAUGACUCUGGGACAGCUUCGGAUUGGAUUGGCAGGGGUUAGGAACAUUGAGGCCCCCAAGACGCUGAGCGAAAUGUCUGUGGAAGAUGUGGUGCAGCGGUCUACGGGAUCGCGGGGUGGUACAAUCCUCAAGGUACCGAGAGUUGAAGCGGCGAUGCAGACAUGGCAAACGCCGAACAGCAACCACAUCGACUAUCUGUUCAAGAGCGCCUUUGAAGGCAAAGUCGAGGUUGGCUGGAACUAUUCCCGCAUCAGCUACAUCCGAGGCAUGUGGGCGAAGCACAACAAGUCGCUGGAAGAGACAUGGGGUCGGCAGCUGCCCCUGACGGCAGUCAAGAUCACGGGUGUGCCGGAAGCUGAAGAAGGGCAGCGUGAGGGCGGCGAGCAGCAAAAGAUUACGGCCGAGGUGAAUGUGCCACAGUCCAAGUAUGAGUAUCUCGCGCUGGAGCCUCCCAUCAUCGAAACGCCUCAGCUGAGAGAUAUGGGAGAGGCUACGCCACCGCUGGAAUGGAUUGGGCUGCACAGAGAUAGGCUGCCGAACUUGACUCAUCAGAUUGUCAUUGUGUCGCUGCUGGAGUUGGCGGGAGAGGUGGAAGAUGCAUAUUCGCGGAUUUUGGGUUCGUCCUAG
This is a messenger RNA of Trichoderma breve, 9813 nucleotides long. RefSeq lists its product as uncharacterized. Gene Ontology annotation, biological process: fermentation. Gene Ontology annotation, cellular component: membrane. The transcript is spliced from 3 exons. The record is from RefSeq and is a predicted model, not a curated record. The coding region runs from base 1 to 9813 and encodes 3270 amino acids. NCBI's taxonomy places the organism in Eukaryota, Fungi, Ascomycota, Sordariomycetes, Hypocreales, Hypocreaceae.